Monomorium pharaonis (pharaoh ant) is the source of this 2006-nucleotide messenger RNA. RefSeq names its product complex I intermediate-associated protein 30, mitochondrial (gene CIA30). NCBI's taxonomy places the organism in Eukaryota, Metazoa, Arthropoda, Insecta, Hymenoptera, Formicidae. Bases 373 to 1263 code for a protein of 296 amino acids. Gene Ontology annotation, cellular component: mitochondrion. The transcript is spliced from 2 exons. Gene Ontology annotation, biological process: mitochondrial electron transport, NADH to ubiquinone; mitochondrial respiratory chain complex I assembly. The record is from RefSeq and is a predicted model, not a curated record.
UUUAUAUAUAUUUUCUUUUGCAUUUUACUUUUGAAAAUAAAUAAAAAAGAUCUGUAGUCUAUGAUUCGCACAUUUCCGCACGUAAUAUCGGUCAAUAUCGGUCAACGUAGGUUUAGAGCCAAAGUCAAGUGUCAAGUCUUCAAGAUCAAUUUGUUGUUAGUUCUUGACUACAUCUUGUUCUGAUUAGAAUUAUAUACAGAGAGUUAUUUUAUAUCGUAUAGACACUUUAUAUUUUAUACAUAAAGUGCUUCAUGACAAUGAUGUUAGAUAAAAUUAAUUCCGGAAGGAGUUAAAAAUCGAAAGAUAACAUAACCUAGCACGACAUAACUUCUACAGUCUCUGCGUAUAAUCCCCGUAUAAUUUCAAACAAGUAUGAGCAUACGGGUUUUCGGCAGAAUAUUAACGAAUUUUGCGAUCGGCAGGAGAAAACUGCAUACGACCUCAACUCUAUGUUUUCUUGAACGAGAUCGAAAAUCAGGUUACAAACGGUUGUACGACAAACCGCCGCCGGUACAAGAUCUGAAUAUAUUUAGGAGAAUACGUGAGGGAUACCGGCAAUUCAAGGAAGAGUUUGGCAUUCUGAUGGAGGAGGUGAAGGAGCAACUGCGAAUGGAUCCUAUUAUUAUAUACAGACCGAACGAGAUCGACGUUGUGUGGCGAUUUCGGGGCAAUCCGAAGGCAUUGGAUCAGUGGGUCACCACGUGCGACAGCGAUUACAACGAGGGCUUUUCAACAGCCAAAUUGGAGCUGUCGUCUACCGGCACUGGUGUAUUCUAUGGCACGCUGAACAACCGUUUGCCCAAAGACGGGAAAAUCAAGUACGCCGGUUACGUCAACAUAAACAGCGUGCCGAAACGAAAGUCCUUCAAGCGCGAGGUCUACCACGACUGGACGUCAUACACCCAUCUCGUCCUACGUGUCAGAGGUGACGGCAGGUGCUACGUGGUGAACAUCGCCACCAGGGGUAUAUUCGAUCUGACCUGGAACGACAUGUAUCACUAUGUGCUGCAUACGCGGGGCGGACCCUAUUGGCAAUACGUCCGGAUACCAUUCUCCAAAUUUGUAUUUGCAAGUAAGGGCAGGUUGCAGGACGUUCAGAUGCCGAUCGAGCUGCACGAGGUUUCGAACUUUGGUAUAUCGCUGGGCGACGAUGUUUCCGGUCACUUCAGAUUGGAGAUCGACUACAUCGGCUUGGAGUACGACGAAUUCCAUACAGAAGAGUGCGCUUAUGAAUCUUACGAUCUUACAGGCAUCAGAUUCUAGUAUGUACAUACAAAAUAUGAUAAAGACAAUAUUGAAAAGUAUUACUUUAUUGUUGCUUUUAUCUAUAAAAAGAUAAAAAAUAAUAGAAAUAAUAUACGUUGUACAGUGUGAAUAAUAAAUUUAUUUACUUAAUUUAUAUUUGGCAAACUUGAAAGAGCAACGAACUGUUUUCUGUUUGUUGUUAUAUUUAUUUAUCUCUGAGGAACAGUCACAUGGUAUUAAACAAUUGUAAACAAUUUCUGUGGUUUGUCCUUCUAAGUGUUUGUUAUAAAAAAAUGAAACAUUACUAUUCUGUACUAAUUGUACAUAUGUAUAGUAGAGCAAGUAAUAAGACAGAUAUUUUAUUUAUAUAAAAUUCUUUUUUCCAAAUAUGCUAAAUUGACUGUCGGAAAGUUUUCACUACUCUGUUUUUUUGUUGUGUCAGAUUUUAGGACAAAAUUCUAUUUAUAUAAUAGCAUAGCAUAUUAUAUAAUAUAAAUAGAAUUCUGUCCUAAAAUUAUUAUAUUUAUUUGAAAUGUGCAUUAUUUUGAUUCUUCAAACAUUUUCCGUAUUAUACAGCAAUUAAAUUAUUAAUAGAAUUCUAAGCUGAAUUCUAAAACGAAUUAUAGAUCGUCUAAAAUUAGAUCUUAAACUACAUGAAUAUGUAUGUAUGCGUGUGCUCGCACGCGUGUGCUCGCACGCAUGUGCAUGAUUACGUACAAACAUACAUAAACUUUAUAUUGAAUAAAAUAUAAUAAGUAAAU